Molecule: messenger RNA, 7897 nt
Organism: Xenopus tropicalis (tropical clawed frog)
Lineage: Eukaryota; Metazoa; Chordata; Amphibia; Anura; Pipidae
Gene: frmpd3
Product: FERM and PDZ domain containing 3
Exons: 18
Coding region: 820-5613 (1597 amino acids)
Source: RefSeq, a predicted model, not a curated record
UCCUCUGCACUGGCUCCCUUUCUAACCAUCAGACCAAACACAGCCUGGACCCCCAACCCUGCACCAGCCAUCAAACAGUUACAGACUAAGGCAUCCAGUACCAACUAAAUGACUCUCAACUAGUCAAAGCUUGGCUGUCAGACAUCCUUUGAGUUUGGGAAUGGCCUGGGCUGGAUUCAAAGCCCUUACGCCAAGCAACUAUUCAACUGUUCUUUUGGCCGAGAGGCGAAGUGCAAGAUCUCAGAUCAGCCACAAAAGAGACCUGGAGAGGCACAGUCAUACUGUGCAAAAUUUGAUACCUGGACAUCAAGUAUCUUGUGAGAGCAGCAGAGACGGAGCCUGAUCCUAGUGUUAUCCAGUCAUGUGAUGCGGAGGUGUGCUAUGGAAUGUGGUCAGCUGACCUCUCAGUCAGUACGUCAAGUCACCAUAAUACGACGCCCCGGAGCUGGCUUUGGAUUUGUGGCUGGUAGUGCACGGCCAGUUGUGGUUCGAUCAGUCAUUGCAGGAGGUCCCUCAGAAAAUAAACUACUCGCUGGUGAUCAGAUCUUGGCCAUUAAUCAAGAAGAUGUGAGUGAGGCUUCCCGGGAGAGAUUCAUAGAACUGGUCAGGAUGGCACAGUGAGAGGCAAGGGAAGCUGUAGGAGAUGGAGUGUGUCCCUCUCUCUGCAGAAUGUGACAAAAGAAGUUAUCUAUGGGACAGUCUGUCCUCAACACCAUGGGGUGACACAGUAGCAGGAAGAAGAAAAGUAUAGGACAUGUUGGCUGCCCAACACCUGGAGCAGGGUGACACUGUAACCCAGAGAGGAGGGAAAUAUGGAACAUGGAGUCUGUUUCACCGCUUAACAGGGUGACACAGACAGAAUGGAACUAUGGGACACAGAAUCAACCUCUCUCCCUGGAGGAGGACACAGUGGCACAUUCAGAAGGGAACUGUAGGACACUAAGGGGGAAUGCCAAAGAAUCCAUCACUCUGACAGUGCUUCACCCUCAUCAGUCUCCCAAAUCAGCAUUUAUCAGCGCAGCCAAGAAAGAGAAACUCCGUUCAAACCCGGGCAGGGUUCGAUUCUCUGAGCUGGUCACUGUAGGGGAGGCAGAAGCAGACAUGCUUAAGAUGAAGGACUCGCCUCCUCUUCUCCUUAUUCCAAAUGUUCUGAAGGUCUUUCUGGAGAAUGGACAGAUUAAAUCAUUCACUUUUGAUGGCCGCACUACAGUCAAGGAUGUUAUGGUCACUCUUCAGGACAGACUAUCUCUUCGCCAUCGUGAUCACUUCUCCCUUGUUCUGGAGUAUUCUGCAACAGAACAGUUCCGCAAAUUUCUGCUCUUACAGGACAAACUGCCUCUGGCUCAUGUUGUACACCGAACGCAUUACCAAGGUAUGAGAUGCCUGUUUCGAGUUUGUUUCUUCCCAAAAGAUCCUGUUGAAAUUUUGCACACUGACCCAGCUGCAUUUGAAUAUUUGUACAUACAGAGCCGGAAUGAUGUAAUCAGGGAUCGACUGGGGACCGAGUUGAAGCCUGAACUUCUCUUAGUUCUCACUGCCCUCCAUAUAUAUAUAAGUGUCAGCUCUUCUCGGCCAGGACAGAAGAUUUCCCUGCGGGCAGUCGAAAAAGAGUGGGGUUUGGAUCCCUUUCUCCCUCCCGCCCUGUUACAGGGUUACAAAGAGAAGUCCCUCCGGAAGGCACUGGCUCAGAACCUUAAAAUUCACCAAAACCAGCUCUCUGGCAGCAAGGCAUCUGUGUUACAAGCAAAACUUCGUUACCUACGGAUUCUUAAUGAGGUGCCAACCUUCGCCGGUGUCCUGUUCAACACUGUGGCCAUGGAUGAGAAGACUCAAGCAACUACUCUUCUAGUUGGCCCUCGCCAUGGAAUUAGUCACGUCAUUGAUCUGAGAACCAAUCUCACUACAGUUCUUUUUGAGUUCACUCAGGUCUCAAAGGUUCAACUUUUUCGUGAAUCACAAGGGGUUGCACGAGUGGAGAUUAGUGUUACUGACACCAAGGCCCUUGUAUUGCUUAUGGAAUGGCCCGAAGCUACUACGUUUUCCUGUCUGGUUGCUGGAUAUUAUCGACUCUUGGUAGACUCCAAGAAAGGGAUCUUCUACCGAGCAGCAGGUCACUUACCUCCUCAGAUUAUCAAGGCAGAUCGCCUCAGUUUGCCCACAGUGUCACGCAUGCCCUCCUCAAUCAAGGCCCCUCCAUCUUCCAGCACCUCCUCAGAACGCCCCCAUUCGAAGGGACCCACAUCAACUUCCUCUGUCCCACUGGAGGACUCGGAGCCUGUCAGUCUGUGCUACCUCAACUUGCGUGUCAAGGAGGGAAGAGAUGUCAACCAGAAUCUUGUCACAGAGGAGGGUCGGCCCAGAACAAAAUCUGACCCAACCCCUAAGGUGUCAUCCAGCCAGCCUGUCAUGGAGGAGCACAGGGAACCGUCCGAGGUCAGCAGGUCCCGUUCCUUCACAAUGGACACACAGGUGAAAGGGGAGAGCUCUCAAUUCUACUGUGAUUCAUGUAAGGCCAAGAUGAAGAGCCGGCUGGGGGGAGGCGGUGGGGGUGUGAAGUGUGCAAACACAUGUGGAUCCAGCAACUGCAGGGACAACACAGUUGACCUCAUGUCCUUACCGCCUCCUGAACUUGAAAAAGGGGAAGAAGAGCAGGAAGAGAAAGAAGGCAAGGGAAGUGCAACAGAGAUGGAGGUGGCAAGCACAACUGCCCUUCUCCCGGCUGCAGCCCCUCCUCCUCCGGGGUUUGGGGAUAAUAGUUCAGAUGAAGAUGAGCCCAAGCAAAAGAUAGGAAAAGUGCAGGAGAAAAUCAAGGGCCCGGAGAAGAGUAGAGAUGCUCUGCAACCUGGAUAUGAGGAUCUCCCAGUGACCUUAAUAGACAGUGUCCAGACGAGAACUGUCAGGGACCAUGCAAGAGAACUGGAUGAUGCACUGGUAUCUACUCUGCAAGCGCUGGAGGCUCUUGCUGCCUCUGAGGACUUCCCCACCCCAGCACCCCAGCCAACAACAGGACUAAUUGUUUUAGCUGCCAUCACCCCUGAGUCUUCCCUGGACUCUGGUCAUGAAACCAACUCUUCAGAGCUCACUGAUGUUUCAGAGAUGGUGACAGCAAUGAAGCAACAUCAUAAUACUACAUACAUCUUGGCCCAUCAUCUUAACAAAGAAAGUCUCCUUUCCAGAAAGGAUCUACCAUUUCGCAUUCAGACAUGCGCUGCCCAGGCUGUCCUUGCCUCUCCUUAUACCCUAGGUUGUCAGGAGACCAGCCCUCUUGUUAAGUCCACAAUUCUUCAGCAGAGUAUUGCAACAACUGUAUCCAAACAGGAGCCCACUGCUAGAUCACCCAGUCCAUUAACUAAUCUAAAUGAUGAUAUAUCCAAACUGGCAUCUCCUGUCAAACCUAAGGAAGACACUUGUGGCACUGUUUUAAUUGAAACACCAAAGUCAUCACAAUCCCCAGGAAAGAAAAGUCCCAGACCUAUCCGAGUGUCUACUGAAGGCUCUCCUUUUUUAUCUUCCUCUAACCCCAAGAUGUCCAGCAAUGGAAAUUUACAGUGCAAGGAGAAAGAUGUUGCAGAAAAUACAAAGCCUACCGAUAGUCCAUGUCACUGUCGUCUUCCUCAAGGAGAGCAACCAUUCAUUACAUUAGAGGAGGCUAGGAAUGGAGGACAUGAUGUCUUGCAUUUGUCUCCUACAGAUGAUGAGAGACUUCAUGCCAAAGCUUGCUCUGCUAGGAAUUUAGAUGAGCAAUGUGAAAGCCUUAAGACUGUUGAAAAACAAGAGAUUGUAAAAGUUCAGAUGGUGCCAGCUGCCUCACCCAACUUUAAGCAUCAGAAGGAUGUUACUGAGAAGAGUUUCAAAGCAGAACAGAAGUUACCUUUGCCUGAUAAGAGUGUCAAAGUAGAACAGAAGUUACCUUUGCCUGAUAAGAGUGUCAAAGUAGAACAGAAGUUACCCUUGCCUGAUAAGAGUGUCAAAGUAGAACAAAUGUCCACUGUGCCUGGUAGCAUCCUGCUUGCAGCAGAAAGUGCUAAGAUGAAUGUAAAACCAGACACACAAACAAACACAGCACCAAAAAACUCUGAAAGGGUUCUUACUCCAAUUGCAUUAGAUGAGUGUGAUGCACCAGCCAAGCCAAGAGCCCGGGCACCAUUUAGGCUAAGAAAACUUUUCUCUGCCACAUUCCCUACUCGCAUGAGAAGAGAAACCGAUGAGCGUCAGGCCCAACUACGCAAAGUCAAACAGUAUGAGAUGGAGUUCCUGGAAGAACUGCUAAAGCCCCAUGGCAAAAUAGGCAACCAGCGCAAAGAAAUCCAACAUGCCUUGGUGCCUGGUCGAUGCUCCUGCCAACUACGCAGCAGUCCUUUACAGAAAGUGCCAGGUAUGUCACGUGAGCAGCGACGUAGCUGUGACUGUAAACGCAUCAUAAGAGGUAUUAGGAUACCACCUAACACUUCUUUGGAUCAGGAGACCAGAAACAGGCCAAAAGUACAUGAUUCAGAUCCCCCAAGACUUCGCCUUGUUCGUUCCUCCAGUCUUGAGUCCUGCAGUACUGAAAAAAUGGCAUCAUGUCUGAACACAUGUACAACGCGUACAGAUGACAGUAUUAGAUAUAAAAAGCUACCACCAAAAUUGGGAACUGGUGAAGUGGAAAAGAAUGAAAUAUACACUAGCACUGUCAGCAAGGUGCAUAAAAAAGAAAAUGAAUCUAAUAUAAAGACCAAAACACAAGAUGUACCAGAUGUUAGGGAGGAGAGGAAGAUUUCAGCCGUCCCCCCACGACAAGAAGAACUGUUUUCUGUCCAGACUAAAUUACCUGAAGAAGAGGGGGCAGUACUGGGAGAUAAGUGUUGUUCUAUUCGACACUGUUUCAAUUGUCGAAGGUGUUCAUCCACAGAGGAUGGCAGUGAGAGGGAUGAAUUAUCCUAUUCGAUCCCCAUGCAGAUCCUACCAGGGAUGAGAAUGAAUGCAGAGACAACCCCUGUGGUAAGUCAGACCCUUCAGGUACUGGAUGCUACUGUUUGCAGUGGUCCUGCAGAAAGUCAGACUCAGGAGAUUGAUCUUCGAACAGCAACCUUUGAAGGUAGCCUGGCAAAAGUCAGUGCCUUACGUGGCCGUUCCUAUUCCCUCCCUGAUGGUUUCACAUCCGUCCAACUUGACACUAGUGAGCUGCUGACUGUUUUACGCCAGUGCCUGGUCAGCAGUGAAGCCGGAGACCCCAAACCCGACACAGUGAAUUUAAGCCAGCGGAAACUGGAGUUGACUGUGCGCUUUAAAGAAUUUCGGGCAUCGUGCAGGAGAGUGGCUGGUGUUGACAAGAGCCCAGAUCAUAUGCUAACUGCAAUAACCAGCAGUUUUCAAGUUCUAUGUGGCCUGAUUGAAACAUUUGUGAAACUGGUGUUUGUUGUCAGGUCAGAAGAACAGCGACAGGAAUUACUUGGAAAGGUGGAGGAAGUUGUCAGAAACUAUACUUUCCUCAUUAGGGCAGCAGAAGAGUCCAGUGCAAGGACUGUUGGACAAAGCCGGACUGUGGUUGGUCAGCUAGCCAAGCAGUCAGCUACUGUAGCCACAGCAGUCAGCACUUUCUCCCGUUCCAUAAAGACUUUAAUGAGCAAAUAGAGAAACUGAGUGAUGUGUGUUAACCCUAAGAGAUGCACUUUUACAGCUGUGAGAAGCAAGUCUGAUUUGAAUGGUGCUGCACAGAUUGAACUCUGCAUUCAUCAGAGAGAACAUAAAUAAUAAGAUAUUUUAAAGAAUUUAUUAAAAAUGAAAGUGCAUAUCUAUAAGUGUAUUAAAAAUAUGGCAGCACUGUGCACACAAACUAUUGCAGGGCUCUUUUGCUUUAAAAGAACACAAUGUAUAUAUAUAUGUAGGUGGGAAGGAACUGAGAAGACAAGAAACUUCAGCAUUAGGGUAAUCCUUGUACAUAGCUACCAAUUCCACUGUGAUAAUAGAUGCUCUUUACCUACCCCUGCCUCACGGAUGAGGGGUUAUGUACCACAGACAUUUCCACAAAUGCAAGGUGAGAGCAUGGCGAAGUAAACAGGAUUUCCCUGGCUGGCAGAGGAUAAUGUGAAGUGCUAUGUUUCUGCAGAGCCCCUAGCUCUAUGGCAGGCAAAGGAAAACAGCAAAGUUGCAAUAGAAUAUCUUAAAGUCAGAACUAUAUUUUACCUCGCAGACCUGCGAUUUGUUUGUGCCUAAUUUGCCCAUUAUGUGCCAAGUCAAUGACAUUAACACAAUGCUCACAAUAAACAUAUGGAAGGAUAGAUAGAUGAUGAUAGAUAGAUAGAUAAAUGAUAGCAUAGAAGAUUAUUAUGAAUAAUUGAUUGGGUAAAACCUCAAGAUUAAUGAGGUGAUACACACAUUUGUUCCUGCAGCCCACCCAAAAGAAAAUGUAAUUACCCCAAAAGAAAAUAGAAUUCAAAGCCACUUUCCAAUAUAUAUUGAUUGAAACAUGUCAGUGAACUGUUAUUUAUAAAUGAUGUUCAGUAGACUGUCCUAUGCUGUUGCCUUCUCAGAUGGCCAAAUUACAGAGACAAUGUAUCAGAAAUGAACUCGUCUCCUGUUCCCAAAAGGCCUUGUACACAUGUGGUAUUCUCCUACUGGAAAAUGUAUUGGAAGGUGGAUAUUGUCAAAUUUGCCAAUCAAUUUAGAAGGCCAAACAACAUUUACAGUGAAACCCCAAUUUUACAUACAAUUUUUCCUUCAUUUUACACCAUUUUGUGUGGUCUCACCAAUAUACAGGUAUACUGCACAGUGCAUUUCCCUGAUUUUAUAUUUUCCAGGAUUUUACACUAUUUUUUCUGGUCUUCUGAAAAAUGUAAAAUGAGGGUUCUACUGUAUCUUCUACAGAAGGCACAGGGCAAAUCUAUGAUCUCUAAAGAUAGAUCAUCUGGGUUCCAAUGGGACUGUGGGAAGGUUUGCUGACUUGGCCUCCAGAAGGCCCCGCACAUACAGUAGGGCAGUAAAAUGCAUAAAAUAUUUUCUUUAUUACAUGAAAUCAUGUAUAGUCGGUGUCACAAAUAAACAAUGCUGUAGAAUUGUCAGCUAAAGUGACCAAGUUAUAUCAGUCUCUGGUAUGGCGGCAUUGAAACUGCUAUUUGGGAUUGAGCAUCUGUGUAGCAUUUAUUAGACAACCCAGCACCACUUGUUUUCUCUCUCUCAUUCCUGUGCCUCAGUAUAUUAACCAGCAGAAAAAAAUACAUUUUUUUAAAUUUCUUUCUUAAAUGUGCUCAACAAGCCUAUGUUCAUAUUAAUGCUCAAUAUGGACCUUUAUAAUCAAAGUAGACAUGUAUUAAGGAAACCUAUAAGUAAAGUUCUCACAUAUACAGUAUUUUACCUUAAACAGACAUAUUCAAGUAUAAAAGAUUAAGAAAGCAAUAAGAGCUGUUAAUCUGUCUUCAUAUGUCUCUAGUCAGGAUUUGGCAAUGUCUGCUGAAUGAUUGAACAAGACUGAGAAAGGGAACACAUCUCCUACUUGUAUCCCUUCAUCCCUCAAUCUAAGCCUCCUGACAUAUUUCUCCUGACAUUGUUAAAAACUCAUUGGCAGACAUGGAUGGGUAUUUUGCUCAGAAAAGCCUUGUGUAAAGGAAAACUAUUUGCAGGUUUCUUUUUAAUCAUGUCAUACAUUGCUAAGUAAAAUCUGUGUGGCACAAAACAAAUGGGUGUCCAUAAUCAAAAAAGCUAAAGAACAAAUAAACAUUCACUCCUAUUCACCAACAGAUAAUCCUAUAGACUGUUCACAUUGUCAAAAUAAAAGUGGGUUUUUUCUUGACCAGGCUUCUAAUUGUAAAAUGGGUGCUGAAUAAUGGGUCACUCUUCAGUCUAUACAUAUGGGGCAGACUUAAUAAUGUUUGUGAUUUUCCUUUUUCUCUGUAAUAAUAAAACAGUACCUUGUAAUUGA